Solanum verrucosum is the source of this 622-nucleotide messenger RNA. Its product is annotated as 14 kDa proline-rich protein DC2.15-like. The transcript has a single exon. The coding region runs from base 65 to 469 and encodes 134 amino acids. Lineage: Eukaryota; Viridiplantae; Streptophyta; Magnoliopsida; Solanales; Solanaceae. The record is from RefSeq and is a predicted model, not a curated record.
CCCUCUAAUUAGCUCUAGCAAAAAACACAUAUAAUUAGCACUUCCCAAAUUUUCACUUGUAAAAAUGGCUAAGGCUAUUGCAUCAUCAUCCAUUGCUCUUCUCUUCAUCACUUUGAACCUUCUCUUCUUCACAAUGGUUACUUCAACUUACAUCUCAUGUCCACCAAAGACUCAACACAAGAAUCCCCCAUCAACAUACCAUAAGUGCCCAAAGGACACACUAAAAUUUAAGGUGUGUGCCAAUUUAUUGAAUGACUUGGUGCAUGUUGUUAUUGGAAGCCCAUUAUUGUCAUCAAAGAGUUCAUGUUGCUCUCUUAUUGAGAAUCUUGCUGAUGUUGAUGCUGCUGUUUGUCUUUGCACUGCCAUUAAAGCUAAUGUCUUGGGAGCUCACCUUAAUGCUGCUCUUUCACUCAGCUUGUUGCUCAACAACUGUGGAAAGACUGCCCCUAAAGGUUUCAAAUGCGCGUAAAUUAUCAAACCAUUUCUGUGUUUCUUCUUUUUUUCAUUUGGAUUUAAGUUAUAUAUACUGACAGUGUAAAUAAUUUUUGCACUAUCAGUAUUAUUUAUGAGUGUAUAUGCAUGGUUUGCUUAUUUUUUAGUAAAUGUGUGUGGAGUUAUUUUA